ACGAAACGUUAUUGUUGAUCAAAUUUUAUAACCAAAACAUAACAAAAUCGUGUAUGAAAAAAAUGUUUACAUAUAUGUUUGAUUAAUAAUCUUAUUAAAAAAUGAUAAAACUUCAGUUUCUAAGAAAUAAUUGUUAAAGUAAUAUUUAAAAUGGAUGAAACUAAGAUUCCUUUACCUGAAAUAUUAAAAGAAGCAAUUUUAGAACUUGAAGAACCAAUCUUAUUUCGAGGCAUAAUUAAUAGUAAUGAUUGUAAAACCAAUUGGAAAUUACUUGAAAUGGAUAAUUUUAUAAAAUUAACUGAAGAUAUGCCUUUAGCUUUCAGAGUUGGAUUAAAUGCAAAAACUUCUGAGCCUCAAUGGGACAUAGAUUGUCCAGUAAAAAUGAUGACAAUGAUGGAGUUUUUAGAUAUAGUUCAAAAUAAUAAUAUCAACAAUGAAAAAUGGUAUUAUUUUGACUAUAAAUAUAUGCAUGAAUGGUUCAAAUUAAAGCCAGAAAUUUUAAAAGCCGUUGAUUGGAAGCCUUUUGGAUUUGAUAAAUCUGGAGAAGAUUCAACUCUAUGGAUUGGAAGCAAAGGAGCUCAUACAAAUUGUCACCAAGAUUCCUAUGGAUGUAAUUUAAUUGCUCAAUUACAUGGCAAGAAAGAAUGGCUCCUUUUUCCACCAAAUUCUGGCGAUGAUUUGAAACAAACGAGAGUUCCAUAUGAAGAGUCAACAAUAUAUAGCAAGAUAAAUUUUUUUUGUCCAUCAAAAGAUGACGAAAACGAAGUAUUAAAAUUUAUUGAAACUCCAAAGUUAGUUAUAUUAGAGCCAGGAGAUGUUUUAUUUGUUCCUAAAGGAUGGUGGCAUUAUGUAGAAUCUUUAGAUACUACUUUAAGUGUCAAUAUCUGGUUACCAUUGGAUUCUGAUGAUGAAGCCCGUUUAAAAGAAGCUAUUGUUAAAUUAAUUAUGACGAGAUUAGGAGAGGGUCUUCCCUCAGCUGAAGAUAGUGAUAAGUUUGAUAGUCUUCAAAAUUCUAUUUUACUAAUUAAAGAAUGUAUAAAGCAAUGCCAUCAACUAGAAAAAAAAAACAAUGAAGAAAUUUUUAAAAAAAAGAAAGCUAAUUGGAAUCCAUCAAAGUUAGCCCAGGAAUAUCCACUACAUAUAAAUAAACUAUUAAGUUUAAGUAAAGAAGAAUUAAAAGACUUUUUAAUAAAUAAGCGUGAACGAUUUUCUUCAAGCAAUGAUAUCAAUUGUUCAACCAUCAAAGCAUUUUCUGAUAAAGACGAUAUGUAUAUCGUAAAGUCUAUUGUUGAUACUUUUUGCCACUCAGACGUACUUGAUAAAAUAGUUAAAGUUUUAUUAACUGAAAACCAAUGUUAAACUUGUUUUUUAUGAAUAAAAUUGUCAAUAUUAUUUUUCAA
Chelonus insularis is the source of this 1400-nucleotide messenger RNA. RefSeq names its product HSPB1 associated protein 1 (gene HSPBAP1). The transcript is spliced from 4 exons. The record is from RefSeq and is a predicted model, not a curated record. The coding region runs from base 151 to 1359 and encodes 402 amino acids. Gene Ontology annotation, molecular function: 2-oxoglutarate-dependent dioxygenase activity. NCBI's taxonomy places the organism in Eukaryota, Metazoa, Arthropoda, Insecta, Hymenoptera, Braconidae.